This is a messenger RNA of Phycomyces blakesleeanus NRRL 1555(-), 1182 nucleotides long. RefSeq lists its product as hypothetical. The transcript is spliced from 2 exons. Gene Ontology annotation, molecular function: transmembrane transporter activity. Gene Ontology annotation, biological process: transmembrane transport. The record is from RefSeq and is a predicted model, not a curated record. The annotation marks the transcript as partial. Lineage: Eukaryota; Fungi; Mucoromycota; Mucoromycetes; Mucorales; Phycomycetaceae.
GCGCAAAAAUUCGGUAUUAAAGCACAGUUUGGAUACUUUCCAGGAUUCUUAAUUAUCUCCUUUGGUGAACCUGGGACUUUGUGCUAUUCAGUUCAACUCAUUAAAGUAAACUCAAGUCUAAACCUCAAUCGUCUAACAAGCAUCUUUCAACUAUUCGAAUCGGUUAUGUGCGACGAAAUUACCAUACUGGAGGCCACUCGUUCCCUAGAACCUAUUGUCUGUCGACCAAGUAUAUAUCCACCAUGGCUUAUCAUAGCAGCACAUGCAGUCGCUUCUAGUAUAAGCACUCCCAUGUUUUUCGGAGGUGGUCCAAUCGACAUGUUAUUCGGACUAUCACUUGGAUUCGUAGUUGUUAUUGGAUCCCUCUAUGUAUCCCAUCGUGUUACUCGUCUAGCGACCAUAUUUGAUAUCUUGCUAAGCGGAGUGGUUGGAUUUCUUGCGACAGUCAUAUCCACCAGGUUACCAUCUAGUGACGCCUGCUUUUAUGCACUCUCUAUAGGCGGUGUAGUAAAUCUUUUGCCUGGUUAUGCCACACUGGUCUCGAUUCUAGAGAUCGCUGAUGGUGCAAUCGCCUCUGGAACUCUUAGAUUGACGACGACGCUGAUAUAUUCCCUUCUUCUUGGAUUUGGCUUAGCAAUUGGUGCAAAUACUCACCAGCUCAUUUUCCCUUCCCUUGCCCUGGAAUCUUCUAGUGCUGCUUGCAAGAGUACAAUGUCACCCUUAUAUCACAUCAUUUUAGUACCCCUCUAUGCCGCUACUAGUGUAAUCAAGUUAAAGGGAGACCCACAAAACUAUCCCGUUAUGUUGGUUCUAGCAGCCAUUUCGCACACUGUGCACACCAUCACACUACAGAAUUUUGCUGCAUAUCCUCACAUGGCCACGAUACUAGCGUCCUUCGCAAUUGCGUCUGCAUCGAAUAUAUAUGCUCGUCUAAAACCUACUGUUGGAUUUGCGGAUAUGCUUACUGGGCUAAUGUUCCUCGUGCCCGGCUCCAUAGGUGUCGCAUCCUCUCUCGAUACAUUUGGUGAAGCCAUUUCAUCUUCAAGUCCAAUGUCCGAGAUAUCAGUCAUUUUAAAUGCUGGCCAGCAGGGAAUUGCAUUCGCAGCUCAUAUGCUGAUUAUUGCAGCAUCUGUCUCUGUUGGACUAGUACUUGCAGCAGUAGUCGUAUAUCCUCUCAGGAAA